AUGUCUUCUAGUGAGGGGAGUCUUUUCAGCUUCAAUCGACUGGAAGCACGACGGAAUCUUGUCGACCAAGAUGAUAACAGGGGUAUUGGACCUUUUCAUGAAGCCCGAGUCGCCCUUAGUAGUAAUCCAAGCCAGCAGGAUGAAAGAAAACGAGCACUUGGGUUUGGAGUCAGAUUCAUAAGUAGAUAA
Molecule: messenger RNA, 189 nt
Organism: Prunus armeniaca (apricot)
Lineage: Eukaryota; Viridiplantae; Streptophyta; Magnoliopsida; Rosales; Rosaceae
Source: the annotation of a GenBank genome assembly